AUGGCCGUCGCAUUCAAGUACCACGCCAAAGCGCAAUCCACCUUCGAGCCACCGCUCAUUGCGAAUGAGAAUGCCUUCUUGGGGGAUGUGGAUUCGAGUGACAGCUACAACCCCGAUAAGCCCAUGUCCGCCGGAUUCUACCGGCUCGAGAAAGGCACCCCGCUGGUGUACGAGUACACCUACGACGAGAUGAAGAUCAUCCUAGAAGGGAAGUUCGAGAUCUCCGACGAGACGGGCCAGAAGGUGACGGCGACGCCGGGCGACGUGUUUCAUUUCCCGAAGGGGACGAAGGUGACAUUUACGACGCCGUCGUAUGGGCUGGCAUUUUACACGGGACAACGGGCCAAGGGCGCUGCUUGAGACAGCCCAGUUUGGAGGGGAUGGGAGGGGUAGAUCUAGCCUGGAUCAGCCUGG
Messenger RNA from Aspergillus heteromorphus CBS 117.55, 414 nucleotides. Its product is annotated as cupin domain-containing protein. Lineage: Eukaryota; Fungi; Ascomycota; Eurotiomycetes; Eurotiales; Aspergillaceae. The transcript is spliced from 3 exons. The coding region runs from base 1 to 360 and encodes 119 amino acids. The record is from RefSeq and is a predicted model, not a curated record.